AUGGAUCGUGGAAAGGCAAUUGUAGAUGGUGGAGUGUUGGUUGAGGGUACUAGUGGGUUACUUCUUCACGAGAAGUUGAAGGCCGAGUUAGAGCUAUCUGAUUCAGAAGGCAGUCUGGAACCAAUGAACCCACCCAACCUCUCUAAGUGGGAUGAAGAAGAAGAUGAUGUGGAAUCUGAGGUGGAGCCCGACGAAGAUCCUGAGGAGGAGCCCGAGGAAGACCCUGAUGAGGAACCCGAAGAAGUCCCUGAGGAGGAACCCAGGGGAAAUCACGUGGAGUACCAUGUGGAACAAAGAUAUGAAACGUUCCAUAUGCCCUAUGUUGAGUACACGCCAACUAGUCCUGGUACCUAUUAG
This is a messenger RNA of Lactuca saligna, 357 nucleotides long. The record is from the annotation of a GenBank genome assembly. NCBI's taxonomy places the organism in Eukaryota, Viridiplantae, Streptophyta, Magnoliopsida, Asterales, Asteraceae.